Hypoxylon fragiforme is the source of this 3776-nucleotide messenger RNA. Its product is annotated as DNA mismatch repair protein MutL. Gene Ontology annotation, biological process: mismatch repair. Gene Ontology annotation, cellular component: MutLalpha complex. Gene Ontology annotation, molecular function: mismatched DNA binding; ATP-dependent DNA damage sensor activity; ATP binding. The coding region runs from base 138 to 3497 and encodes 1119 amino acids. The record is from RefSeq and is a predicted model, not a curated record. The transcript is spliced from 3 exons. Lineage: Eukaryota; Fungi; Ascomycota; Sordariomycetes; Xylariales; Hypoxylaceae.
AUUCAUAAAUUAUAUGACACAUAUGAGAUGAAAAUGAAGGGCAUUUUUGAAUAAAUAUUUCCGAAUUGUGUCUUUCAUGCACACACACAACUUCUUCUUCCGACCCUUGAGUAAAUGGUCUUGGCCUUCUCUCACAGAUGGCAACUAUCAAGGCCAUCGAGGCCCGAACUAUCCACCAAAUCCAAUCCGGCCAGGUCAUCGUCGACCUAUGUUCUGUAGUAAAGGAGUUAGUGGAAAACGGCUUGGACGCCGGAGCCACCAAUAUUGAGGUUCGUUUCAAAAAUCAGGGGUUAGAUUCUAUCGAGGUUCAGGAUAAUGGCUCUGGCAUAUCCAAGCAGAACUACGAGACUUUAGCCUUGAAGCACUAUACGUCCAAGCUAUCCACCUAUGCGGAUCUUUCCUCUCUUCAGACCUUUGGUUUUCGGGGAGAAGCUUUAUCUUCCCUUUGUGCCUUAUCCAAGUUCACCGUGACGACUUGCUUAGCAUCAGACGCCCCAAAAGGCUCAAGACUAGAGUUCGAAACUUCAGGGAAGCUUCGUGCUACAAGUAUUGUAGCCGCUCAGAAAGGAACUACUGUGGCAGUCGAAGGCCUUUUUCAUAAUUUACCUGUCCGCCGCCGCGAACUUGAACGGAAUAUCAAACGGGAAUGGAAUCGAGUCAUCAGUGUUCUCAACCAGUAUGCCUGUAUCCAAACCGGGCUGAAAUUUUCUGUGUCUCAGCAACCGACUAAAGGCAAACGAAUAGUCCUGUUUUCAACCAGGGGUAACCAGACAACUCGCGAGAAUAUUGUCAAUGUAUUUGGCGCGAAGACCUUGGCUGUUCUUAUACCCUUAGACUUGAAGCUUGAGUUAGAUUCUACCAGUACGCCAGGUCAGAAAUGGGCUACUCAGGGCGAUGCAAAUGCUCACCAAGUCCGUAUUCGAGGACACGUGUCUCGCCCUGCUCAUGGAGAAGGACGCCAGACUCCGGACAGGCAGAUGUUUUUCGUUAAUGGACGACCUUGCGGCUUACCGCAAUUCGCUAAAGUGUUUAAUGAGGUGUAUAAAUCAUACAACUCUUCUCAGUCUCCAUUCAUCUUUGCCGAUAUCCAACUGGAUACUCAUCUAUAUGAUGUGAACGUCAGCCCGGAUAAGCGUACAAUUCUCUUACACGACCAGACCCGAAUGUUGGACAAUCUUAGGGAGUCGUUGAUUGCCUUGUUUGAAACCCAGGAUUACGCCUUGCCGACAUCACAGCUGUCAAACCCCAGACAGACACCAUUCAAAAAGCCUUCCCUUAGUACACAAAGCACGCCCGUCUCAUCUGGAUAUUUAUCAAGACGUUCUGCCUCCCAAAACGAGGACCAGCCGAACCCGAUAAACCCUAGGGAUAGUACAGAACAUAGCAAUGACAUUGAAGAUGGCGAGUCUGCUGAACAGCCAAUAACACAUGAUUCAUUAGCGGCCAAUCCUUCAUCUGGUGAUAAUGAAGGCCACACUCUAGUUAGCCGAUGGGCUGACCGAAAAUCGGCGCCACGUGUUGACACAUCUUCGAUAGGUACCAAAGCCUCGGAGGAUCACAAUCAAGAGUCCUCGGAGUCUUUGGGGAAUGUCUUUUCAAAAUUUGCAAGAGAUUAUACUAAGGAUGCCACUGAUACUUCAGAGAAUGGUGCUAAUGAGCCGCCGUUGCCUGGUAUAUCCGCCGCAAAACCACAUAGAGAAGCGACGGAUUUCCGUGCACGCCUAGCAGAAUUGGCUGAGCACAGAGCGAGUCAGCACAGCAGUAGCCCUCCUACGUCGCAGUCUCACGAACCUCCUAUACCUGCCGUAUCUACUUCAUCUCGGGUCUCGGACAUGAAGACUAGCAGAACUAGCAGCGCAAUUUUGAAACGUUCAGCGCCUGAAGUUGCUACAAUUACAGUUGGGAAUCAUACUGUUACUAGUAUAAUCGGCUCUCCGUCGAAGAAGCAAAGAAUAGGAGACCAUAAGGCCGCCGAGUCAUCGAGGAGGCAACGUACCCCUAAGGACACAGUUACGAUGCCUUCAUUUAACGGACGCCUGACCCAGAUGUUUGCGGCCUACUCCCAGUCGAAGCAGAUAGAUCCGGCCAGUAUCAAGGCCACAAAUUCUCGAGAUUCGCCAGAGGAUUCUGACUCUUCCGAUGAAAAAUUGUUUGUAGGAGACGAUGAUGAUGAUGAUGAGAGAUAUGACGAGCAGGGCGACGAGAGUGAAAAGGGGGAUGAAGCGGAAGAGGAAGAGGAAGGGGAAGGGGAAGAGGAAGAGGAAGAGGAAGAAGAAGAAGAAGAAGAAGAAGAAGCAGAGGAGGAACUCAUGCAGCACGAUUCGAUUUUAGAUGGUGUUGCGAAGAAAGGCCGUGCCUGCGAGAGCAUGUCUUCAGAACCUGAUAAUACAGAUGAUCAACUUCAACGGGACGCGUUGCCAUCUCCCAUUCAGCUCCCUGAUAACGAAUAUCCAGAUGAACAGACGGAAGAAGUACAGGAUGGGGGUAAACCAGGAGAUAGCACUGGCUCUGCUCAAGGCUCAAACAGUGCUACGCUUCAAGAAACCCAGAAACGUACGCAAAGUUUCAUAAAAGGGGGCACGAAGAAGAAGGACUCAACUAUAUCGUUGCUACAAACAUUACGAGCUAGUGAGAAGCAUAUCCAGAAGGCUCUAACGAUGCACCAAGACUAUCUCAAAGAAGUCUCUUUAACAACGGGGUCGAAACUGGUCACAGAUAGACUUGAUGCAGAAGAUGCCGAGGAAAAGCUAUCUCUGACCAUAUCCAAAUCCGACUUUGGAAAGAUGAAGAUUCUAGGUCAGUUUAAUCUGGGCUUCAUUUUGGCGCUCCGUCCCGCCAAGGCUAGCUCGGACGACGUAGAUGAAAAGGAGGCGAGAGAUGACGAGCUUUUUAUCAUUGACCAGCACGCCACCGACGAAAAGUACAACUUUGAGCGGCUACAAGCGAACACAGUCGUGCAAUCGCAGAGAUUGGUCCAGCCGAAAGCCCUGGAACUCACUGCUCUCGAAGAAGAGGUUAUUAGAGAAAACCUAGAAGCUCUCGAGGCAAACGGCUUCAUCGUCAGCAUGGACGAAAGCGGCGACUCACCGGUCGGGUCUCGCUGCCAGCUACUCAGUCUACCGCUCAGUCGCGAGACGACGUUCUCGCUCACGGACCUCGAGGAGCUCAUCUCGAUGCUCACAGACCACCAGUCCGCCUCGGCGAGCACCAUCCCCCGGCCGUCCAAAGUGCGCAAGAUGUUCGCGAUGCGGGCCUGCCGCAGCAGCGUCAUGAUCGGCAAGUCCCUCACCAACAAGCAGAUGGAGAAGCUGGUGCGCCACAUGGGCGAGCUCGACAAGCCGUGGAACUGCCCCCACGGCCGCCCGACUAUGCGACACCUCUGCGGCCUCGGCGCGUGGAGCGAGAUGGGCUGGAGGGAGGGUGACGGGUUUGCGGGGGAGAGGGCAUCGCCUACGAACUGGGGUGCUUAUGUUAGGGAGAAGAAUGAGAUAGAGUAGGUCGGUGGGUGAGAGGGAGGUCUAAUAGGCGGUUUAAGUCAUUGAUUGCAUUACCACGGCGUAUGGUACCUAGGGUAGGCUUGCUUAUAUGUUCUUGACAUGAGUGGCUUCGACAAGAUUGUACAUAAAUCAAGUUUUCCAAUCCAUCAUACCUGGAUAAGUAAUGGAAAGGACAUACUACAUACUUACCUACCUAGGUAGGUAGGUACUUGAGGUUGGUACAUACAUAAUAAAUAGAUCAGCCAGUUAGUUACAGAUCACUAUUCACGUCACAGGUCU